AUGAGUUCUUGCCGUGUUAGGAUCAUGUUACCCGGUGCUGAUUAUCCUGUAUUCUCUAAUCCGCCAAAGCAUUGCAAAUUCUUAGCCUUUACCUACAUAACCUUUGCACCUGGUUAUCUAUUCAAAAUAUGGUUACAGUUGAUUUCAUUGCUGUGCUGCUCUAAUUUUCAAAGUGUUCGAAAAUGA
Messenger RNA from Sclerotinia sclerotiorum 1980 UF-70, 186 nucleotides. RefSeq lists its product with no specific name. The transcript has 2 exons. Bases 1 to 186 code for a protein of 61 amino acids. Lineage: Eukaryota; Fungi; Ascomycota; Leotiomycetes; Helotiales; Sclerotiniaceae. The record is from RefSeq and is a predicted model, not a curated record.